AUGCCUGAUAGGAGGGGAUAUACUGAUGCAUUUGUACAAGGAGUAGAUGAUUUUGUGUCCUAUGCAUGUCAAGAAACGAAUGUGUCAAAUGGGAAAAUAAGAUGUCCUUGUUCUAAGUGCAAAAAUUUGAAAUUCUUCCAUUUUGAAGAAGUUAAAGUUCAUCUUUACAAAAACAGAUUCAUGCCUGAAUAUUGGUAUCGGACAUGUCAUGGAGAAAGUGACCCAACUAUUUGCGUAGAUACUAGUCCUACUAUAUCUAGCUCACAAGAGAGACACCUCAAUAAAUAUAAGAGCAUGGUUUAUGAUGUUGUUGGUUUAGAGUAUGAAAUGGAUCAUGAUCAAGAAAUAGAUGAAUCUCCAAAUAUGGAUGAGUCUCCAAAUAUAGAAGCCCAAAAAUUUUAUGAAUUAUUAGAUGCGGCCCAAAAACCAUUAUGGCCUGGAUGUAAUAAUCACACUGAAUUAUCUUUUGUUGUCAGAUUCUUGACAAUUAAAUCAGAGGGAAACAUGUCUCAUAGAUCAUGUGAUCAGACAUUAGCUCUUAUCAAAGAGACCCAUCCUACAGAUAAUAUUAUUCCUAAAGAUUUCUACAGGGUCAAAAAAAUAGUCUCAAAACUUGGUUUAACUGCAAAAAAAAUUGACUGUUGUGUUGAUGGUUGUAUGUUAUUUUACACUAUGGAAGAUAUGCCAUUGAAAGAAUGCAAAUUUUGUCAUAAACCACGUUUUCAAAUGAAAGGUGUUGGUAGGGGUAAAUACAAAGAGGUUCCUUUUAAGAGAAUGCAUUAUUUGCCUCUUAUUCCUAGGUUUAAGAGAUUAUAUGCCUCUAUGAGUUCUGCUCCACAUAUGAGGUGGCAUUAUGAAAAUAGAAAAGAACCUGUGGUGUUGUGUCAUCCGUCUGAUGGUGAAGCUUGGAAACAUUUUGAUAAAAUGUAUCCUGAAUUUGCAUCUGAACCAAGAAACGUGAGGUUAGCUUUAUCUUCUGAUGGGUUUUCACCUUUCUAUAACUCGACUCCACCUUAUUCUUGUUGGCCGAUAAUUGUCACUCCUUAUAAUCUUCCUCCAGAGUUAUGCAUGGCAACUCCCUUUAUGUUUUUGACAUUGAUCAUCCCUGGGCCACAUAGUCCGAAAGGUAAAAUAGAUGUGUAUUUGCAACCAUUGAUUGACGAGUUAAAACAAUUAUGGACUGGAGUGUUGACAUAUGAUAUUUCGAAAAAAGAAAAUUUUAUCAUGAAAGCUGCCUUAAUGUGGACUAUUAGUGAUUUUCCUGCAUAUGGAAUGUUGUCGGGUUGGAGUACAUCGGGGAGAUUAGCAUGUCCAUAUUGUAUGAACCAAUCAAAGGCUUUUAAAUUGAAAAAUGGUAGAAAAUUUUCUUGGUUUGAUUCCCAUCGUCAAUUUUUGCCUAUGGACCAUUCAUUUAGAAGAAGUAAGGAUGCAUUUUAUAAAAAUCGAAUUGAAAAGUCUCAACCUCCACACCUUUUGUCUGGGAAUGAAUUAUGGGAACAAAUUUGUCUUUUUCCAAAAGUCACUGAAGUCAGUCCUUGUGUAUGUGAUGAACAUGGUGAGUCUCAUAAUUGGACAAAACAAAGCAUCUUUUGGGAGUUGCCUUAUUGGAAAACCAAUUUGAUAAGACAUAAUCUUGAUGUAAUGCAUAUAGAGAAAAAUGUAUUUGAUAAUGUCUUUAACACUGUUAUGGAUAUAAAAAAUAAGACCAAAGAUAAUGUUAAGGCAAGAAUAGACUUGAAGGAGUAUUGUAAACGAAGGGACCUAGAACUACAUAUUCUGCCUAGUGGAAAAGUAUUAAAGCCUAAAGCAAAGUUUGUUUUGUCCAACGAACAAAGAAGUUUUGUUUACAAGUGGAUUAGUGAGUUAAAAAUUCCAUAUGGGUAUGCCUCAAAUUUGUGUAGGUGUGUAAACCUAAAUCAGAGGAAGUUGUUUGGGAUGAAAACUCAUGAUUGCCAUGUAUUAAUGGAGAUGCUAUUACCUAUUGUUUUUCGUGCACUUCCCCAUCAAGUGUGGAAUCCUAUAGCUGAAUUAAGUAAGUUUUUUAAGGAUUUGUGCUCUACAAUAUUCAGAGUGGAUGAUUUGUUAUUAAUGGAAAAGAACAUCAUCAUUACAACAUGUAAGUUGGAACGAAUCUUUCCACCUAGAUUUUUCAAUUCCAUGGAGCAUCUACCUAUUCAUUUACCUUAUGAAGCAAGAGUAGGAGGUCUUGUUCAAUUACGAUGGAUGUAUCCAUUUGAGAGAUACUUUGUGCAAUAUUUGGAAGCAUCUAUUCCAAAUAUAAAUCGAACUGAUAUUGAUAGGAGAAUUGCGUCCGAAUUUCCAUUUUGGUUUCGAACAUAUUUACCUUAUCCUGAAAAAAUAAAAGAAAAGGUUGAUUGGUGGGUUGUCAUUAAAACCAAACCAAGAUGUACAGUUGAUGAUCGAUAUACAUUAGAAGUUGCUUACCAAGAAUCAACAACUAAUGUUAAUAUCACAACAAAUGAGGAGCUACUUGUUCAUUUGGUUGAUGGAGAAGAGUAUGAGGAACUAGAUGAAGUAGAUAUGGCAGUUGUUGAUAAUUCAAAAGAAAGUAAGCAAAUUGAAGAGGAAGAAGAGGAAGAAGAGGAAGAAGAAAUUGUUUCUCAAAGUGAAUUUGAGUAUGAUUCUGAAGAUGAUGAAACUCAAAAUAAACUUGAUGAUGAAUUUAAUGGUAGCAAUGAUGAUAGUGAUGAGUAA
Vigna unguiculata (cowpea) is the source of this 2715-nucleotide messenger RNA. RefSeq lists its product as uncharacterized. NCBI's taxonomy places the organism in Eukaryota, Viridiplantae, Streptophyta, Magnoliopsida, Fabales, Fabaceae. The record is from RefSeq and is a predicted model, not a curated record.